Cyanistes caeruleus (blue tit) is the source of this 5389-nucleotide messenger RNA. Lineage: Eukaryota; Metazoa; Chordata; Aves; Passeriformes; Paridae. The record is from RefSeq and is a predicted model, not a curated record.
AUUUAUUUAAACAGCAUUUAAUUACUGUUUAAUGGGAUAACAGUGCACAAAAAAUGUAUCACUUUUGGUUGGGUUUCCUUCAUCUUCUUCCCUGUCAAAGCCUCAUAAAUCCUCAUUGCUUUUGCAUUUGCCAUUUUCCAGUUAAAUGGGUUACAGUAGAACAGUUUACGCACUUUAAACUGAUGGCUUUAAAAACAAACUCUCUAAGCAAGUUGUUGCCAAAUGUUUUCAGCUUUAAAAAGGUGCAGGUGUUUUCUUGCAAAUUUGCUGAGUCAAACUGCCUCUGAGGAUCAGGCUGUAGGGGCUUGAGAGUUUAGCUAGCUUGACACAUUUUCCUUUCUUCAGAAGCACUAAAUAAAUGCUAUUUAUUUUAACAUGUUUUUUUUAAAAAACUGUUUAAGUGGAUAAUUUCUGGCAGUUGGGAUAUAACUUUCCUUUAGGACAAUAAGAGACAUCAUAAAUAGUACCAGCCUGGCAGGUGUAUGUCAUGCAGUGCUUGGGUUGCAAGUGUGAGAGAGCAGAGAAACCUCAGUAUCUUUUUAUUCUAAAAACACCAGAAGAAAUGUCCAGACUUUUGAAGAUGUGUUUCUUGUUGAUAUCAAUGAAUCAUGCUGAGAUUACUUACAGUCAGAACUCUGAAGAUCUGCCUCCAUUGUUACACAAAGCUGUGGAGGAAGUAAUAGCUGGGAAAUAUCUGAAUGCCCUCCUAGAUAUACUUUAUUUUCAAAGCUCUAAUGUCUGGACAGCAGAUCUGCUUACAAAAGUCAUUGCAUAUUUUCAUGCCCAGGAAGUUAUGUUUACUGUUAGCAGCCUCCAGAUGUCCAUAAAAAGUUACCUGAAGAACCUUUUAUAUCAGCCCAGGCAGCUACUGUCUGAAAUGCAGCACCUUGAUCAGCAGCAGUUCCAGACUGCAAUGAAGUACCUCUUCAACAGCAAAAAGGAGCAUCUUGAAAUUGGAAAUAUUAUUCUUGACUGGGGCAAGACCAGAGAGAGAAUUUUUCAAAGCCCAGGAGUAAAUAGGACCUUGUUUCUUGUCACACUUGAUAAAUGCUUCCUGGUUCUGAGUGCCCUGGACUGUGUGGAUAUCCUGAGUCAGAUUCUGCGUGUGUCAGCAGUGAACUAUCUCCAACCUGAUGUCAUAGGGAAUCUCCCAAACCUUCUGCUGGAGGAUGCUUUCAGAAACUUAUCAUCAUUAUUCAAGGACCUCUAUGACAGAACUUCAGCAAGCACUCAGAGAGCUCUCUAUGGCUGGAUGAAGCAGAUUCUACAGAAAUCUUACAACAUGAGUGAGUUCAAUGAAUCAACUUCUUGGGUCACUGCUGAAAGCUUAUGGAUUUUGGGAAGAUACAUGAUCCAUCUCCCAUUAGAAGAAAUAUUGAAAAUUAGUCUCAAUGAAAUCAGACUGUUCAUUAGCUACGACAAUGCAACAAAGCAGUUGGACACAGUGUAUGAUAUCACACCAGAGCUUGCACAGGCCCUCCUGGAAAGGAUAAACUCCUCAGGAUUUGAUAUGAGGAACACUUCAACUAUCUACAGGCUGGGUUUGUUGGUUUGCUUUUAUGAUGACCUGGAACAGAUGGAUGCAGCUGUGGCCCGUGCUCUACUUCAUCAAAUGAUUAAAUGCAAUCAACUGAGAGGUUUCCAGGCUGAGGUUCAUGAGGUAUUUUUACUUCUGAUCUGCUCAAGCCAAGUUAUGAUUUUAUCCAGUAAAUAUCUCUCUUAUGAAAAGGUUUUAUCAUUUUAUAACGUUAGCCAAAUGGGCGCCUUGGUGACAGGAAUUGGCACCCGGUCACUCCACAGCAUGAGCCCCAGGGAGCUGGCUCAGAUUAUUCGAGGCACAACGUCCCAGUACUUGUCUGACUUAUCUCCUGCACAGCAGCAGGGCAUCCUCAGGAAGGUAGCUGCAUCUGGAGAUUUUUCUUCAUCAGUCAAAGAUAUACAAGGAUCUUUCUUUAAAGAAGUCUCUCUUUCUGGUUUAUGGAAGCAAACUGGAUUUAAUUCUUCAAUGCUGAAAGAAAAAGAACUAAGAAGCAGCCAGGCUUUGUAUCUGUAUGAAUUAGUGUCCAAGAAAAACUAUCCUGUUGACCUUCUAAGCACAGGACAGCUUGUGAAAGGACUAACUUGUCAACUCAUUGAAAUGAUGGACACAGACAUAUUUUUAAACAAUUUUAAAUUCUUUGAAAUGAAUCUUCAUCUGCUUUCUCCAUAUCAGGUUAAUUGUUUGGCCUGGAAAUUUUGGAAAGUCUCCAAUGCAUCCAUUCCUCCCUUCCUCUUACUGGCCCUUCCUUCUGAGUACCUGGAGUACGUUACAGGCCCUUUGUGUGUCCCUUUCCUUGAACGUCUGGGGAAGACUGGAAUGGACCUUCUGAACCCAAGCCAUCACAAAAAGGAUGCUGUUCUGCAAAAAGUACAGGAGUGCUUGAACAGCUCCAUUGCUGAUGAAUAUGAUGUUGACCUCCUUGGAAAUCUAAUCUGCCACUUACCUCCAGCCUUUCUACAUGACAGAAUGUCCCUGAAGGCAAUGGCAGCAGCCCUGCAUCAAUUCAAACUUUGCCAACAGCUCAGCCAUGAGCAGAAGACUGAAAUUAAAUACAAAUUCCUUCAGUUAUAUGGCUCCUCAGAAACAACAUUAGAUGUUGGACCAUUCAUAGCUCUGCUGUCAAAAGAGGAAUUAAAUGUCCUCGCUGAAAAGUUCCUAGAUAUCAUUUUACAAAUAGCAAAGACAAUUGGACCAGUUUCUUCAGCUGAAGAGCUUCUAUCAGCUGUGUUCGAGUCAGUCUCCAACAGCACUGGCAGCAUCCACUCGUCCCUCAGCAGAGCUGAUUGCCUGAGAACCAGAGCUCCUUCUUCAAAUGAAAUAAUUAAAUUAGGAGAAGCAAAUGUCUUUUGGUCAGUUCAGGAACUGAAAUGCAUGGACCCAGGGACUUUUGACAAAAAUGUGGAGCUUCUUGGGGCUGUCUCAGGUUUUAACAGCUCCCAGCUGACUGCCUUGAAGGAAAAAGCCAAGCAGGUUUGGGGGUUGCUGCCAGACUGGAGGAGUUACCAAAUCAUCUCCCUGGGCCGCAUUGCUCUGGCUCUCACUGAGGAGGAAAUCAUAGAGCUGGACCUGCACUCCAUUGACACUGUUUCUGUUCUUAGUCAGCAAACAGAGUGGACUCUUACCCAGGCAAGAGCUAUUUUGCAAGGUUUUCUAGAUGACUCUGGCCAGACCAUCAGCACACUAAAAAGUUUUGAUCUAGUUGGAUUAGGAGCUGUUCUCUGUGCUUUGAACUCCACAGAAAUCACAUCCAUAAGGACUUCUGAAUUCAGUGCUGCAAUUGCAAGAAUUGGCCUGCUGUUUUGUAGCACCCCUGUUCUGAGGCAGUUUAAGAAGAUGACAGAAUCUGUGUUUGGUGCUGCUACCAGCUGGAAUGGCUCUGUUUUACAGGAAAUUGGUACUAUAGCAGGUGGUUUGAAUGAGGAUGAAUUAAAAGCUUUUGAUAAAAGCUUGCUGCCAUAUCUCCAGCCAUCAGCAGUAAGACAUAUACCUCCUGAAAUUUUCCAAGCUUUGUCCCCAGAACAAAUAGCAAACCUGGGCCCUGAGAACGCCGCCAUGGUUACAGGAUUGCAGCGGGAGCAUCUGGAUGCAUCACAGCUCCAGAGCCUGGCGCUGGCACUGGAUGGAGCCAGGACCAGCAGCCCAGGGACACAGAGCACUGUAGGCUCUCCCCAGGAGGGGCAAACCCCAGCUCCCAGCGGUGCUCCUUGUUUGAGCGGCUUUGGCAUCUGGCUGUGUGCUGUGUUUACACUGCACCUGCUCUUCUGAACCCUCAAAGUUUGAGUUUGAGUGUCCUGGAGCUUACAACUGUGAUGCUAGAGAUAAAAGAGUGUCAGCUCAGCAUGAACAGUAGAAUCAAGAGGCUCUGAGAUUUCUAAGCACAUAGUGGUUAAAUUCUUACAAGCAAGGUCUCCAUCUGCCAUCACGAUGAGAACUAUCUCCUUUCCAUAGCUUUACCAUUAACAAGCUACACAGUAUCCCUGCAAAUACUUCAAGUUUAAAAACUGGAAGUGGCUUAUCUGUCUCAUGAGAAAAUCACUGAAAUGUAGAAUUGUGGGUUAGGUAGAAACUUGAAUUAUAGGGAGGACAGGUAGCAGGGGACUGUUAUUUGGAGGCUGAUGUCUGUUACCUAGUGCUUUUUACAUGGGCUAAUUUGGUCACACUAUUGUGUCCUUUUGUUGGGUUUUCUUUUACUUCAAGUGUACAUUCCCUGGAGAGGCACUAUCCUUUUGUGUGGUGUAGUAGAAACUGCACUAAAAGUUACUGCUGUUGCAAUAAAAUAGCUUCAUCUCCGGGCUGCUGGUUUAAAUCCCGCUCAGACAAGAAGUGAUAACAGGCUCUUAGAAUUUAAGCACCUCUACAAAACGUAGUUUCCCCAUGGCUGUUUGUACUCAGUACCAAACUGUUGACACUGAGGGCAUUGGCAAUACUUUGAGUAUUUCAUGUGACAAAAUGCACCAUGGAAACCUGCUUAUGUUCAUCAAGAGACAGUCCUUUCACUCCAGAGGGGGUUGAAGUGUACACCUGGGAAUCCUGAGGGGAAACUGUUCACUGUGCUAUGCACUACUAGGACUGUCAAUCCAGUAUUUUCCACAAAACCUAGAAUAAGGAAUUUCUCAUAAUUAUAAACCACAGAUAUUUUCCUGUGUUUUAUCAGCAUAUGACUUAAGUCUUUAAUAUUAGCCUUUCAUGCCUCAAUAUUUUAAACAAUGGGGAAAAAGAUAUAUUAAAAACACUCUGCAUGUGAACAUACAUUCUGAUGUUGUUCAACAUGAUUUUACACCACAAACAAAUAACACAGUUUUCCAUUUUGCCAUUGCAAAAGUCUUUUUUUUUUCUAGACUAAAAAAGACAGUGCAUGGACUGAAAAGUUUAGCUUUUUCGUUCAGGGCUGUACUGUAGUAAAUGCCCUUCAAACUGUAAUUUGUAUGUCUUUAUGGGAAACAUUACAUCUGGCUUCUCAGCCCUGAAAGUAGAAUUGAAAUUUUUUCUUAGGUGGGAACCAAUAGAACUGGGAGGGAGGGAGAACUGGAGAGAAGAGUCCAGCUACUGCUGGGGCAAGGUGAAUGUGAGCUCUUGCUGCAGUUGGGAGUUCCCACCACAGUCCCAUACAGUCUGUAAUUCCUGCAGCAGCAGGGGCUAACUUGAUUCUCAAGGCUCUGUUAUUGGCAAAGUAGGCAAUGAGAGCUGUUUCUUACCCCCUCCUUUUCCUCUUCCCCCUUCAGCAAUCUGCUGCUUUGGGAACUGCCUUUGCCUAUAACUAACCCUGGCAAGUGUGACAUGAUGUUAUAGAUAAUACUACAUGCUUUAAUUCUAUGCAUUUUAUUAGUAAAGAAUUAUGAUUUCUGCAAA